This is a messenger RNA of Diospyros lotus (date-plum), 1215 nucleotides long. RefSeq lists its product as uncharacterized. The transcript is spliced from 3 exons. The record is from RefSeq and is a predicted model, not a curated record. Lineage: Eukaryota; Viridiplantae; Streptophyta; Magnoliopsida; Ericales; Ebenaceae. Bases 53 to 1132 code for a protein of 359 amino acids. Gene Ontology annotation, molecular function: nucleic acid binding; zinc ion binding.
GCGAGAAGAUUUAGUCAUUGUUUCUGAUCGUCACCAAAGCAUUGCGAAUGCGAUGAGUCAUGUCUUCCCUUCUGUCCCACAUGUCUUUUGUUUCUUCCACCUUAAGCAAAACUUGAAGAAACGUUGUAGACAGCGAAAAGAUGUGAUGACUGCAUUCUACCUUGCAGCAUACAGUUACACCACAAUAGAGUGUGAUACAUACUUGGCAGAAAUACAAUCGAUGCAUCCUCAGACUCAUCUGACAUUGAUGGAAGCAGGACCGAAAAAGUGGUCACGUGCAUAUUGUCCAAGAAGAAGAUAUUCCAUGAUGACCACCAACAUUGCCGAGUCUCUCAAUAAAUGCAUGAUGAAAGCACGUCGGUUGCCUAUAACAAGUGCACAUGAAUUUUUGAGACAUAUGCUUCAGAAAUGGUUUAGUGAUAGACGUGCUGCAGCUGCCAGACUCGAAACCAUUGUGACCUCCGCUGCAGUGGCACAUGUUAACUUGGCGCAUGCCAAAACAUUAGACCGAGGAUGUCGUGUAGUUCCUAUAAUACAAGGGAACAAAUACCUCGUGCAACAUGCAAAGGAAGGCGAUGGGAUAGUUGACAUUGUUGCGAGUACAUGCAGUUGUCGCAAGUGGGACAUUGAUCAAAUGCCAUGUCUUCAUGCAAUUGCUGCUAGCAGUUUCAUGAGGGUGCACUACCAUAUGCUUUGCCAUUCAUAUUACACUGCAGAUUGGGUCAGACGUGCAUAUGCACUUCCCAUCAAUCCUCUCCCUAACAAGGCCGCUUGGGUUCUUCCAACGUACGUCAGACAGAUAGUUAUACUCCCACCUGUGCAAAGACGACAACCGGGUAGACCGAGAAAUGGUCGAAUUCCUUCCAUGGGGGAAGCUCGUCGAAGAAAAAAAUGUGGAAAAUGCGGUGAACUAGGACACAACAGUCUUGGUUGCCCUAAUGAAUGGACUUCCUCCAUUGGAGAGUCGAGCACAGCCACUACUCCGGAAUCCAGGGACGCUGCUAGGGCCUCUGCAAGGGCAAGCCGGAAAUGCAGCAUUUGCAAAGAGACUGGACACACUCGUCGUCGGUGCCCUAUACAGUUGUCAAUUCCAAGUGAUGAUAAUAUUGUCAAUGAUGAAAACAAUCAAUAGACAUUGACUCAUUCAGCAAUGCUCAAAAAUCACUGGCACGAUACAAAAAGGAUGACAACAUCAAUCAAAUAUCUUUUUGUCGG